AUGCCUGCUUCAGAAGAAAUGUCCAAAGUAGACGGCGACACUAUACCAUCAUCCGAGGUCGAAAACGCGCAAGGCUAUGGCUCCCGAAACCCCCUCCUCUACGGCCUUGAUGGCUUGACCCUAUACGAGAAGAAAUGCGUCCUCAUCAACCGCGAGAUCGACGCCCAAGGAAUGGGCAAAUACCAGUGGUAUAUUUGGGGUCUUUGCGGCUUUGGGUAUCUUCUCGAUCUGCUCUGGGCUCAAGCUUUUGGUCUGGUGCUUGGACCACUGCAGCAAGAGUUGGGCUUUGGAGACAACGAGUCGGGAAACAUCUCGACCAGCUUUAAUGCUGGGCUUACGGCGGGGGCUUUUGUUUGGGGGUUCUUGGCGGAUAUUAUCGGUCGUCGCUGGGCGUUCAACUUGACGUGCCUAAUAUCGUCUAUUUUCGGACUAUGUCUUGGUGCAUCGAAUAAUUACACCACAUUUCUUGUCUUGACAGCGUUUGUCGGCUUUGGGGUCGGAGGGAAUAUUCCAAUUGACACGACAAUUACCCUCGAGUUCAUUCCCCAGAACAAACGCUUCCUUUUGGCCUGCUUGUCCGUUUUCCAACCCAUUGGAGUCGUCCUUUGCAGUGCCAUCGCCUUCGGCUUCAUCCCAGUCUACGCAUGCUCUCCCAACUUCUCCGAACCUGACCCUCUGGUAUCAUGCAACAAUGCCGAGGCAGGAGAAACAUGCUGUUCCCGCGGUGACAACAUGGGAUGGCGAUAUCUUCUCUUCACAAUUGGUGGCAUCACUCUUGCGGUCUUCAUCCUUCGGUUCUUCGUCUUUAACUUCCGCGAGACUCCCAAGUAUCUCAUCUAUCGCGGGCGUGACAGCCAGGCAAUUGAGACGCUUCAACAUAUGGCAAAGGUGAACAAGAAGCAGUGCGGACUCACUCUUGAGCUUUUUGAGUCACUCCAGGCAGAUGAUAGUUCUCUUGGAAGUGGUAAUAGUGCAACACCUGCUUUGGGAGCCGGGACAAAGCAACUCAACAUGGCGUGGUCUCAAAAGGCUAAGCUUGAGCUUUCACGAUACAAGAUGCUCUUUUCUAGUCCUAAGAUGACUCGUCUCACAAUCCUUGUAUGGUUGACGUAUAUUAUGGACUAUUGGGGAUUCACUGUUGCUGGCUUCUACUUGCCAAGUAUCCUUGCCCUGAAGAACGGCGCCGCAUCUGUCAGUCUCAAAUCGACUUAUGCUGCAUACAUCUACACUUAUGCACCCGGUAUCGUCGGAGUACUCCUCGGCGCAACACUCUACCGCAUCCCAGGUAUUGGCCGAAAAUGGACAAUGGCGCUAUCAGCCGCACUCAUGGGCAUCUCCAUCAUCCUCUUCUCAACAGUCGACACGCGUGCAAAGAACGAGGGACUCUUCACCAUGGAAUACUUCUUCCAGUCCAUGUUCAACGCUGUACUCUACGGCUGGACUCCUGAAGCCUUCCCCGCGCCAAUUCGUGGGACGGCUUGCGGUAUUGCAGGAUUUUGGGGUCGAUUGUUUGGUAUUGUGAGUCCAUUGAUUGCACAGCAUCUGUAUGGACGUACGGGUGAGGAUGGACAGGGAGAUAUCAACAGCGUUUUGUAUCUUGCUGGCGGCGUUAUGCUGGGUUGUGUGAUUACAACAGCUCUGCUACCUAAUGACAUGAUGGAGAGUAAGGACGAGAGGUCGUAA
This is a messenger RNA of Fusarium redolens, 1683 nucleotides long. RefSeq names its product major facilitator superfamily domain-containing protein. NCBI's taxonomy places the organism in Eukaryota, Fungi, Ascomycota, Sordariomycetes, Hypocreales, Nectriaceae. Bases 1 to 1683 code for a protein of 560 amino acids. The record is from RefSeq and is a predicted model, not a curated record. The transcript is spliced from 4 exons. Gene Ontology annotation, cellular component: membrane. Gene Ontology annotation, molecular function: transmembrane transporter activity. Gene Ontology annotation, biological process: transmembrane transport.